Molecule: messenger RNA, 1943 nt
Organism: Zerene cesonia (dogface butterfly)
Lineage: Eukaryota; Metazoa; Arthropoda; Insecta; Lepidoptera; Pieridae
Gene: Notum
Product: palmitoleoyl-protein carboxylesterase NOTUM
Exons: 3
Coding region: 27-1661 (544 amino acids)
Molecular function (GO): hydrolase activity
Source: RefSeq, a predicted model, not a curated record
CGCUCCGUAAUGCUUGCAUAAUAAUAAUGACGGAUGCCGAUCGCGCGGCGGCCCCUUUGAUCUACGGAGCGUUUGAUCUCGCCGCCGACUGGUCCCGCCGCCCCUGCCGCAUAAACGAGCCCGCCUGUUACCUUUAUUCGGUCCGACGCCGCGUACGGAGCCGGCCCUUCGCCCUCGUUCUAAAUAGAGGCUUUUGUAAACGGGGAGCUACCGUGAGCGCGCCGAGGCAGUGGUGUGUGCGCGGUCAGUAUGGGGUGCGGUCGCCGCGGGCGCUCGCCGCGCUUCACAAAUCGUUCUUAGUGAUGUUUCCGCGCCCUCAAGGUCGGUGCUGCCGGUGCUGGCUGACAUGGACCCUAUGUGUACGUUCAUUAUUUAUUUUGUGCAAUUUUACAGCGAGCUUCAGUGAUCGUUCUGAGGUGCUGUUGUCCGCUCCAAGUGACAGCGUCGCUCCACCGGAUAGCUUGAGAUUAGUUUGGCUCUCUAAUUCCUCUCUAACGUGUAAUGAUGGAUCACCAGCGGGUUAUUAUAUCCGACGUGGCACAAACAGUCAUCACUGGGUGGUUUACUUGGAAGGUGGAGGAUAUUGUUGGGAUACGAAGUCAUGUGCAGCGCGUUGGAGACGUAGACCUGGGCUUAUGUCUUCGACACGAUGGCCUCGAGCUCGCCGAGCCCCAGCUAUACUAUCAAUGGAUCCCGAAGCAAACCCUUUAUGGCACAAUUCAAACCACGUGUUGUUACCCUACUGCUCUAGCGAUAUGUGGGCUGGAACACGAAUUAAAGCGGAAAACGACACAUUCGCGUUUACGGGUCGUUUAAUAGUUAAAGAUGUCCUUAAUGAACUGUUGCAAUUUGGUUUGCGUGGUCGACUUUUAUUAGUCGGUUCGAGUGCUGGUGCAGCAGGAGUUAUGUUUCAUGCAGACGCUACAAGAAGAAGUCUUAGGACACAUGGCGUUCGUGUGGCAGCUAUCGCCGAUUCUGGGUGGUUUCUCGACAGGCCCCCAAGAGCGAGACGAUCGUUUUCCGUUGAUGCAAUAGCACGGCUUGGACAUACUUUAUGGCAAGGAUCACCUCCAUCGUCUUGCGUACGACAAUACAGACAUAAGCCAUGGCUAUGCUAUUUUGGAUAUCGCCUCUAUCCACAUAUUCGGACACCACUCUUCGUAUUUCAGUAUUUAUUUGAUUCAGCACAACUAACAGCAGAAGGUGUCCGAGCCCCUCGCACAAGAGCGCAAUGGGAUGCCGUGCAUGAGACAGGGACUGCUCUCCGUGCGAGUCUUAAAGGCGUGCGAGCAACAUUUGCUCCUGCGUGCAUUGCCCACGGGGCUUUAGCGAGACCCGAGUGGCUGGCGAUUAAUGUAUCCGGUAUUUCCCUUCCAAAAGCUAUUAGUUGUUGGGAGCGCCGCUUGAACAGCAGAAAUAGAGGUGAAAGGACCAGGUGUGCACCGCGCAGGCUCAUUGAAAGGUGCUCGUGGCCACAGUGUAACGGUUCCUGUCCACGUUUGCGUGACCCCAGGACGGGCGAAGAAGUAGCAUUAGCCGCGUUACUUCAAAGUUUUGGUUUAGACGUGAAUGGAGCUGCAGCAGCCAUGGGUUUAGACGCUCGAGCUCUAUCAAGAAUGAGUCGAGCUGAACUUUUGCCUUUACUGGCACCACAUACGUGAUAUUUAAUAGACUGUUUAUGUGCAUUGAGCACGAUGAAUCUACCUCGUUUUUGUUACAAGUACAAUUAUUAUUAAUGUUAGUUAUUAUUUAUUGUAAUGAGAUGCAGCAGUAUUUAUAUAAGUAAAAUGUAAUUUUUUAUAUUCGUUUUAUUAAUCAAACCAAAUAAUAUAAACAUUGGGGAUGUACAAUAAAGAGUCAACUGUGGUAAAUAUUUAUUUACAUCAUAUGUAAUUCUCCUUAUGUAAAGGGAAUGUGGACUAGCAUAUUAUUCCUACUACAAA